Bombus pascuorum is the source of this 1930-nucleotide messenger RNA. RefSeq names its product bifunctional coenzyme A synthase (gene Ppat-Dpck). Lineage: Eukaryota; Metazoa; Arthropoda; Insecta; Hymenoptera; Apidae. The record is from RefSeq and is a predicted model, not a curated record. The transcript is spliced from 5 exons. Gene Ontology annotation, molecular function: ATP binding; dephospho-CoA kinase activity. Gene Ontology annotation, biological process: coenzyme A biosynthetic process. Bases 253 to 1833 code for a protein of 526 amino acids.
UGAGCAUUUGUAAUUACGUGUAUAUACUAAUACUUUAUAUACUAUUACGUGCAUAUGCAUGGCAACUAUGUGAAGAUAAUGAAUACACAGUUAUAUUCUUGAUAAUAAGAGAAUUUUUUCAUAUGUUACAAGUAAUCAAUAUGCAAAAGUUUAAUAUAAUAAAACACGCAUGAGCAUAGCACGACAAUAUACGUUACAUUUCAACUAAGAUAUCAUCAAAAGAUAAGGUUAAAGUUUUAGAAAUUCUGUUACAUGAUGGCAAAUACCGGUUUAUUAGUUUUAACAAAUCCUACAAAAGUGAUGAAAUUAUUACCGAUGAUAAAAAAACACGUAUUAAAAACUUUAUAUAUCCAAUAUUUUCCAGAAAAGAAUAUAUUUCUUUCUGGUAAUCAAAUGAUUACAAAUCCUCAGUGGGGAAUAAGUCGUUACGCUCAAAUCGUUACCGAUAUUUAUGUCAAUACAUCUACUAUAUUUUCUCCACUUGAUGUUCGAGUGUUACUUACAAGUAUGAAAAAUCCUAAUAUAUCAGUAAUAAAUACCAAGAAACCUGUGGAAAUAGUUAUUUUUGAUAAAGCUUGUAGUAAAAGAGAAGCUGACACAUUCAUUCAAGAUUAUUUAGCAAACACUUCCAUGGGUUGUAGUUUUAUUAAUUUUACUGAUGAUCUGAAUUCAGGAAAGUUAGAUAGUAUAACAUCUUGUGUUAAUGAAGAAAAAACUUACAAGAAUGUAGUACUUGGUGGUACAUUUGAUCGAAUACAUAAUGGACAUAAAAUAUUUUUAAGUGAAGCUGCAUUGCGUUGUACAGAGAAACUUACAGUUGGUGUAACUGAUACAAAUAUGUUGUCUGCAAAAUUAUUAUGGGAACUGAUAGAACCUUGCUCUAUAAGAAUUUUAAAUCUCAAAGACUUUCUAGAAGACAUAGAUCCAACUAUAACAUAUGAAGUUAUGGCCAUAAAUGAUAUAUACGGACCAACUAAAUAUGAUUCAACAUUUGAGAUGAUAGUAGUUAGCGAAGAAACAAAACGUGGUGGAGAUAAAGUGAAUGAAAUACGUGAGAAAAAUAAUUUAAACAAAUUAGACAUUCAUGUCGUGAAAUUAAUAAACGAUGAGAAUCAUAAAGAACAUGAAGAAAGUAAAGUCAGUUCUAGUAAUCAAAGAAUACGAUUAUUGGGAACAAAACUUAAAGCUCCUCAAAUAGGGAAUAAACCUUUAAAACCUUAUAUCAUUGGUUUGACUGGUGGUAUAGCAAGUGGAAAGUCAUCUGUAGCUGAGAAACUACAAAAAUUGGGUGCUGCACUUGUCAAUUGUGAUAAAAUAGCUCAUGAUUUAUAUUUACCUGGUAAAAAGUGUUUUGAUACGAUAGUUGAAAAUUUUGGUCCCACUAUUUUGAAACCUGAUGGAUCUAUUGACAGAAGAAAACUCGGAAAUAUAGUAUUUAAUGAUCAAACACAAUUAAGCAAGCUAAACAAGAUUGUUUGGCCCAUAAUUUUAGAAGAAGCAAAGAAACAAAUAUAUGAUUUCAACACAAAAGGAUUUGAUGUAAUUGUAAUGGAAGCUGCUGUUUUAAUUCAAGCUAAAUGGCAACAUGAAUGUCAUGAAAUCUGGACAUGCAUUAUUCCACAAGAAGAGGCUAUACGACGAAUAAUAGAAAGAAACGGAUUAACCGAAGCUGAUGCAAAAGUAAGAAUUCAAGCUCAACCAAGUAAUGUAGAACAAAUCAAAGAAGCAAAUGUUGUGAUAUGUAGUUUAUGGAGUCAUAACAUUACCGAAGAACAAGUGCAGAGGGCAUGGAAUGAGUCAAUGACAUUUUUAACCAAUCAAGCAAAAAGUUAACAGAAAUUAUGUUAGUACAAAAUCGCAAAUAUCUAUUAAAAUCCUUAUUAUUUGUUUGUAUAAAAUAUAAUUUUUAAUAAGUUGUGCUAAUUCUAAA